CAAUAAUUUACUUUAAAAAGAAAUCCUAAAUUGCUGAUUUUGAACACUACAUCAGUCCAACUCGUUUACACCGAAAAACACACACCAAAUCGCGAUUUCUUCAGAUUAUGGUUACCUCUUGGACUCACCAUCGAAAGCGUCCCCGUGAGCGUCACGCAUCCGCCAGUGAUUGUUCACCUCACGUGUGGACUCGCGGGUACCAUCAUCAUACAACCGCCACUCGUAUGCUACCUCGCUUACAGACUCGUAUCACACAUCCAUGGCUCCAGUUUCCCGAUGGUAGUCCCGGGCGUAAACGCUUAGCCGCUCUGCUCAAAAAACAAUUUGCGGCAACUUGGACCGUAGAUUGGGAUAGUUUAGAGAAGCUAAACCUACACCAUCGCGCUAGAGACACGAUGGGCCUGGUUUGGUUGAGAUUUUUCUCCAUCAAACAUCCGCAGUACAGAGAGCUAUGCUUGGAGUUCCUAUCGACAUACGAGUUUCAAACUCCUUGCACGGAUUAUCGUUAUACUCGUUCCAUCACAUUCAGGAUGGCGGGUAUUGCGCCAUGCUAGCUAGCUACUUCACUUCUUGCAUGGGAACGAUGCCUACAACUUAUAUUUGUGGCGGAUCGUAUAUCACUCAACUUGCCAAAUCAUAUGGUGUUUUGACGCCUGAGACCUGCAAUUCCUUGACUUCUUUCCUCCCGACUCAGACUCUAGACAUGGUGGCGUUGACGCACAUGAAGGUUGUCAAACCGAUAUCGCAACCCGACCCAUCGCAGACCGAGGAGCCACCUCAGCAACAGCAGGAGGAGACACCACAGCUGCAGGAGGCGCCACCUCAGCAGCUGCAGGAGGAGACACCUCAGCAGCAGCAGCAGCACAGGGAGGCACCUCAUCUGCAGUACCCACCGCUGAACGAGGAGAAACCUCAUGAGCAGUACCUAGUGAAGCAGGAGGAGGGAGCUCAACAACAGCAUGCUGACCCGCUAUCGCAUGGUCUUGGUGUGACUACCGUAGACCUGGUGGCGAUGGUGGCUGAGCUACAACAGGGGCAGCAGAGACUAGAGCAAGAGAAUCAAAGACACCACCAGGAGACGAUGUCUGCGCUCAGAUGCAUAGCCAGAUAUAUAGGUAUCCCCGACUUCCCACAACAUUCGAGGGACGGUGAUUCAGAGCAUUAUUAGGAACCAGGCUUAAUCACAGCACUUGUUUUGUAUUUGGUUGUAGUUUCUGAGUCGUUUCGUAUAAACCAUAUUUAGGUUUUCCCCAUGAAUCUGUGAGCCAUCACCGAAUUUCGGUGAUUUUUUUCUCUCCAAAACCGCUG
This is a messenger RNA of Helianthus annuus (common sunflower), 1308 nucleotides long. Its product is annotated as alpha-protein kinase 1-like. The record is from RefSeq and is a predicted model, not a curated record. Lineage: Eukaryota; Viridiplantae; Streptophyta; Magnoliopsida; Asterales; Asteraceae. The transcript is spliced from 2 exons. Bases 452 to 1168 code for a protein of 238 amino acids.